AUGGGUCUCUGGGAUGCCAUGUACCGCGUGGUGAUGCGCCGUAACGGCGUGUACGUCACCUUCGUCGUCGCCGGCGCCUUCGCUGGCGAGCGGCUGGUGGACUACGGCGUCAACAAGGUCUGGGAGAUGAACAACGUCGGGGUAAUAUUCUCUCUCCGGGGCCUUCCCAUCGUUUGUUCGUUUGACCUUUCGUGA
This is a messenger RNA of Triticum turgidum subsp. durum (durum wheat), 195 nucleotides long. NCBI's taxonomy places the organism in Eukaryota, Viridiplantae, Streptophyta, Magnoliopsida, Poales, Poaceae. The record is from the annotation of a GenBank genome assembly.